ACGGCGAUAAGACCACGUCAGAGUGUCCAAUCUAGCGACCACAGGUUAUCAUUUCAGACCAGCCCACAAGGGUCAAGUUUAUGGAGUAUGGCCUUUACUAAUAAAUUUACAAAACAUUAUUGGCCAACACGCAAAAAUCUAAUAUCCCUUUCAUUCUGGCACUCUGUAACUUUCAUCCAUUUCGAAAAUUUCGACGCUAAGGUUUACAUAACCUUGGCAAAGCACAGCAAAGUCUAAGUAGAGGACCGUACAUACAGCGUUCAUUAAUUAACCAAGAAGAGAAGACCAAACAUGGAAGUCCGAGGCUCGUUUCUUAUCUUUCUUUUGAUUUCUGUGACAGCAUGCUUACCGAACCCGGAUCAUAGGCAAGGUUUCCCGCAGAGAAAGCCCCUCUCCCCUCUGUUGACACAGGAUCGGUACGGCUCGGGGGUGCCGCUCGGCGGAAGUGACGUACAACAAGGCAUGGCGCUGAAUCAAAACGCGUUUCUGCCGCUUUUGCUUGGUAACCCCGAUUUCCUCAAGCUUUAUAUGGAAAACCCCCUCCUUGCUUCCCAAUACGUCACACUCCUUAUGCGUGUCGCCAGUGGUCGCGCCAACAAUAACGACUGCCCGGCGAUCGCUCGCACCUGCCCGACGGAAUGUUACUCCAUCAGCUCUACCGGUUGUAUCGUCUGUCAGUGUCCUCAAUCACACGCAUCGUCUCAGUCCUCCACGUCCUCAAACUCUACGCAUACCGGGGCAGCUGCAUCUACAUCUGCCGGGAAUAACAAUGGAUGUCCUUCGUUUCCAACACACUGUGACCCGAACUGUCUCGCCCUUGAUGACAUGGGGUGUCCAAUAUGUUCGUGUCCAAAAACUCCCCAAUCAGCUGGACCACAAACGUUAACAAGUUCCGGAGCAACAGCAAGUCCAUCAAAGGUAAACGGAUGUGCACCGUUCCCAAGAAACUGCAGUGCAGAAUGCGCCCGUAUUGAUUCCAUGGGGUGUAUUGUCUGCUCAUGUCCAUCAGGACAAACGGGAAAAACCCCCGCCCCAUCUUCCUCUUCCUCCUCAUCCCAGGGAAACAUAAAUGGCUGCCAACCCUUCCCCAAGAGUUGCCGCGUGGAGUGUGCGAUGGUUGACUCUCGUGGCUGUAUCGCCUGCCAGUGUCCAAGUACAGGAUCCUCGAACUCUUCAGCCACUACGUCACAAACAGCUACCUCCGCUGGAAAUGGAAUAAAUGGAUGUCCGCCAUUCCCAAAGAGCUGUGAUUCCUUAUGUGUAAAACUAGACGACUUGGGAUGCGUUAUAUGCUCAUGUCCAUACUCGAGCAACAAUUCAUCGCAGACCGGGGUCCAACAAAUCGGAAAUUACGUCAAUGUACAAGGUCAGGGUUUAGCUGGAAACGGAAAUGGCUGCCCUUCUUUGGACCCAAAAUGUCCAGCACAGUGUACAUCCACUGAUGAUAGAGGAUGUAUUCGCUGCACGUGUUCUACAUCACCUCCCUCUUCGGUUUCUCAGUCAGCGUCCGUCUCAAGCAGCAAUGCAGGGGGAUGUCCCGCCAUUCCCAAAAACUGUCAGCUGACCUGCCUGAACAUCGACGCCAGUGGCUGUGUCGUCUGCUCGUGUCCUUCUAAUGCAGGUACGAGCGGUUUUGGUGCUACGUGCCCCCCGUUUAAAGCAGACGAUUGUGACGAUGUAUGCAAAAUGACGGAUGCUCAUGGCUGUCCUAUCUGUGAUUGUUCGCAACAUUUCAGCUCCACAACAUCGCCGUCAAUUAAUACAAACACCGGAGGCGGCCCGAGUGGUGGAGGGGUGCCUGGCGCUGGGGGGUGCCCGACGUUUGACUUCAGUGACUGUGACCCGGCCUGUGUGUCAGUGGAUGACCACGGGUGUAUGAGCUGUUCGUGUGCAGCAACAGCGCCUGUCGGUGGACAGUCUACUACCGUAGGGGCGGUAACCAGUGUCCCUGGGGCAGGGGGCUGCCCGGCCUUUGACUUCAGUACCUGUGAUCCAAACUGUGUUGUAAUGGAUGCUCAGGGCUGUUUGUCUUGUCACUGUGCAGUAACAACACCAGCGACAUCCGGCGGUCAAUCCAAUACUACAUCAGGGGCAGUAACCAGUGUCCCGGGGGCUGGGGGCUGCCCGGCCUUUGACUUUAGUACUUGUGAUCCAAACUGUGUUGUUAUGGACGAUAAAGGAUGCCUGUCUUGUAGCUGUGCAGUAGCAACCAUGGCGCCAUCUGGGAUACAAUCAAGUACAUCAGGGGCGAUAACCAGUGUACCGGGUGCUGGCGGGUGUUCGUCCUUUGACUUCAGCACAUGUGACCCUAAAUGCGUUGUAAUGGACGCACAAGGUUGCAUGUCUUGUACUUGCACAGUGACUACGCAAGCGCCCUCCACAACUAACAAAACUACUGGGACAACCAGUGUCCCUGGCGCUGGUGGAUGCUCUCCCUUUGAUUUCAGUACAUGUGACCCUAACUGUGUUAUUAUGGAUGCCCAAGGAUGUCUAUCAUGCCAGUGUAAAGCCACAACGGUUGCUCCAAGUGGUCAGUCAACGUCUGAAACUGUGACGUCGGUUCCAGGCGCUGGAGGGUGUCCUGCCUUCGAAUUCAGCACUUGUGACCCCAGCUGUGUGGUAAUGGACGGACAGGGUUGUAUGUCAUGUCACUGCAAAGCCUCCACUCCUUCGCCUCUUGGCGGACAAACCUCUACAAUUGGUGCCGUGACCAGUGUUCCCGGAGCUGGAGGGUGCCCUUCCUUUGAUUUUGGUACAUGUGAUCCUAACUGUGUCGUCAUGAAUAGUCAAGGCUGCUUGUCCUGUCACUGCACUGGGUCAACAACAGCGCCAACUGGUCCGACCACACAACAAGUAAGGCCGACAACCUCUGUUCCCGGGGCAGGAGGCUGCUCUUCCUUUGAUUUUAGUGCCUGUAAUCCAAACUGUGUUGUCAUGGACUCCAGAGGGUGCUUAACGUGUCACUGUGCGGCAUCUUCCACCGCUGCAUCUGGGUAUACUACAGCGUCAGUGACGUCAGUUCCGGGAGCAGGGGGAUGUCCCUCCUUUGACUUUAACAGAUGUGACCCAGCUUGUGUUGUUAUGGACGCCCAGGGUUGCAUGACAUGCUCGUGCUCAGGAAACCAAAGUGGAAAACAAACCAUUGUCCCUGUUCCAACAACAACCCCGCGUCCAUCUUCAACAACUCGUCCACCAAUCUCAUCAACAACUGUUACACCACGAUCAAUUACGGCGCAUGCUCCACCAACUACCACCGGAAACACGUGUCCUCCGAUAAGGUGUACGUAUCCGUGUGAUUUAGGGGUAGUGUUCGAUGCCCAAAGAUGUCCCGUUUGUAAAUGUAGAUCCUCUACUGCAUCACCGUGAUAUUGUGUAAAUUAAAUGUUACAAAAUAAAAAGGUAUAAAACGAA
Molecule: messenger RNA, 3411 nt
Organism: Magallana angulata
Lineage: Eukaryota; Metazoa; Mollusca; Bivalvia; Ostreida; Ostreidae
Product: mucin-5AC-like
Exons: 22
Coding region: 292-3366 (1024 amino acids)
Molecular function (GO): enzyme inhibitor activity
Source: RefSeq, a predicted model, not a curated record